AGAGUACCAAAUUUUGAUGCUAUAUAUAUACCUUGCUGCAUCAUCCCGUCAAAACUUACUGAAAAAUCAAACAAUAAAUUCUGGGGGGAAUAAGAAAAAGAGGAAAGAAUCAAUCUUUGGUUUUCUUACAAAAUGCAGAGACUCAAAUCUCUCAACAAGCUCCUCUCCAAAACAAACCUCUCAAGAACCUCUGUUUUUAAUUUCAGUUCCACAAACCACCACCACCAUGAAUUCUUCUCCUCCCAGUAUACCUCCUGGUCAUCACCAUCCUCUAGGUUAGGAGCUCAGAAAAUUUCUGAUGGGCUGUGCUCAAACCCAGUUGUCAGAAAGGUUCUAUGGAGGAGGAACACCAUUGUGAAGAAUCAGUCUGGUCAAAUUAGAGGGCUUUUUUAUGGUACGGCUAAGAAGGGUUUCGGUGGAGCUGCUAACUUUCAGCACAUCCGAAAUUAUCAGUCUAAUUACCGUUUCCGUUCCAACUACACUUCUUGGUUCCAGCGGCUAACAGCUGAUGGCGUUGUUCUGGGAUUGAUUGUGACUAAUGUAGCAGUUUUUUUGUUAUGGCGGGUUGCUGAUCGUUCUUUUAUGAUGAAAAAUUUCACUAUCUCUUUGGACAAUAUACGAAGCGGAAGAAUACACACGGUGCUUACUUCUGCAUUCAGUCAUAUAGACACUGGACAUAUCGUCUCUAACAUGAUUGGACUCUAUUUUUUCGGCACAAGUUUGGGAAGAGUUUUUGGCCCCGAAUUUGUGCUGAAAUUGUACCUAGCUGGAGCAGUUGGCGGCUCAGUUUUCUAUCUGGUGCACCAUGGUUUCUUGGCCCUUUCCUCCGAGAAACGACAGAUGAGGACUUUUGACUCUUCACGAGUACCUGCUUUGGGAGCUAGCGGGGCGGUGAAUGCUAUAAUGCUUCUUGACAUUUUCCUCUUUCCCACAAAGACUCUCUACUUUGACUUAAUCAUCCCAGUUCCAGCCAUCUUAUUGGGGAUCUUCCUUAUUGGAAAAGACAUGCUACGGAUUUUGGAGGGAGAUAGUCAAAUAUCUGGAUCUGCUCACUUGGGUGGCGCCACUGUUGCUGCAGCAGCAUGGGCACUAGUGAGAAAAGGACGCCUUCGGUUCUAGAACAGUACAUUUGUAAAGGGUUAAGCUUAAUCACAUUGAAUAAUUAAACUUUGUAGCAUCUACUGCUCUAGUUAUUCGGUUAGUAGUAGCAGGGAAGUUGGUCUUCCAUGGCACUUCGGCUGCAGUAGAGAUGAAGUUGAAUUUCUGAGAUGAUGCUAUUCAAUUAAAUAUUCUGACAUAUGCCCUGUUGGAACUCGAGGCUAUGCAGCGAGAUAAUUUAGGUUGUGUAAAUUGUCCUUGGUUUUACACAAACCAGACAGAACAGAGCAGGAGGUAUAAUAUAGUUGCCAUUCUUCGGUACUGUUGAUGAAAUUUCAACUAUUAUUACUGCGAGAUUUUGAAGUAUUUUUGGCAGCUUCACUAUGAUUCUUUAUGCUCCUUUGGAUGUUCGCUCCGCGUAUUUUCCUUCUUGCUUGUGGGUGUUGCAAGCUAUUAAGUAAGCUAAUUUUUAUUCUCGUCUCAGAAUAAGAGUUACGUUUAUUGUUCUAAUUCGA
This is a messenger RNA of Oldenlandia corymbosa var. corymbosa, 1613 nucleotides long. Lineage: Eukaryota; Viridiplantae; Streptophyta; Magnoliopsida; Gentianales; Rubiaceae. The record is from the annotation of a GenBank genome assembly.